Messenger RNA from Elephantulus edwardii (Cape elephant shrew), 1987 nucleotides. It is a transcript of the gene PKD2, whose product is annotated as polycystic kidney disease 2 (autosomal dominant). Gene Ontology annotation, molecular function: voltage-gated sodium channel activity; potassium channel activity; voltage-gated calcium channel activity. The record is from RefSeq and is a predicted model, not a curated record. Gene Ontology annotation, cellular component: membrane. The annotation marks the transcript as partial. Gene Ontology annotation, biological process: potassium ion transmembrane transport; release of sequestered calcium ion into cytosol; detection of mechanical stimulus. NCBI's taxonomy places the organism in Eukaryota, Metazoa, Chordata, Mammalia, Macroscelidea, Macroscelididae. The transcript has 8 exons.
GGAAGAAAAGAACAUGGCUCCUGUGGCUGGCAGCGCCGAGAGCGGCGCAGCGCAAAGGCGCGCCGGGCGCCAGUGAGCGCGAUGGUCAACUCGAGGCGCGUGCAGCCGCAGCUGCCCGGGGACGCCAAGCGGCCGUCAGCGCCGCGAACGGCGGGCCCGGGCCGGCUGAUGGCGGGCAGUUCGGCAGUGGGCGCCGGCCUCGCCACCCCUGGCGGCCUCCGCGAGCAGAGGGGCCUGGAGAUCGAGAUGGAGCGCAUCCGGCAGGCAGCAGCGCGGGACCCCCCGGCUGGAGCCUCGGCCUCCCCGUCUCCUCCACUCUCAUCAUGUUCCAGGCAAGCGUGGAGCCGGGACAACCCGGGCUUCGAGGCUGAGGAAGACGACGAUGAGGAGGAAGAGGAGGUGGAAGGAGAAGAAGGGGGAAUGGUGGUGGAGAUGGAUGUGGAGUGGCGCCCGGGCGGCCGGAGGUCUGUCACCUCCUCGGCUGUAAGCUCUGCAGGCGCCGGGGGCCGGGCGCUGGGGGGCUACCACGGCGGAGGCCAUCCGAGUGGGAGGCGGCACCGGCGAGAGGACCAGGGGCCGUCGUGUCCCAGCCCCGAUGGCGGCGGGGACCCGCUGCAUCGCCGCCUCCCCAUGGACGGGCAGCCGCCCCGAGUGGCCUGGUCCAAGAGGCUGGCUCGAGGGCUGCGAGGUCUCUGGGGAACAAGACUCAUGGAGGAAAACAACACUAGCCGAGAGAAAUACCUUAAAAGUGUUUUACGGGAACUGGUCACAUACCUCCUUUUUCUCGUAAUCGUGUGUAUCUUGACCUAUGGUAUGGUGAGCUCCAGCGUGUACUACUACAACCGCAUGAUGUCACAGCUCUUCCUGGACUCCCCGCUCUCCAAGACGGAGACGACCAACUUCAGAACGCUGUCUUCAAUGGAAGACUUUUGGAAGUUCACAGAAGGCCCCUUGCUGGAUGGGCUGUACUGGAAGAUGCAGCCCAGCAACUCAACUGAAACUGACAACCAAAGCUUCAUUUACUACGAGAACCUGCUCUUAGGCAUACCACGCAUACGGCAGCUCAGAGUCAGGAACGGAUCCUGCUCCAUCCCGCAGGACUUGAGAGAUGAGAUCAAAGAGUGCUACGAUGUCUACUCCAGCAGCAGUGAAGACCGGGCACCAUUUGGCCCUCGGAACGGAACUGCUUGGAUCUACACAAGCGAAAAAGAUUUGAAUGGGAGUAGCUACUGGGGCAUGAUUACAACUUACAGUGGAGCUGGCUACUACCUGGAUUUGUCAAGAACCAGAGAGGAAACAGCUUCCCAGAUCGCUAGCCUCAAGAGAAAUGGCUGGCUGGACCGAGGGACCAGGGCCACCUUCAUUGACUUUUCUGUGUACAAUGCCAACGUGAACCUGUUCUGUGUAGCCAGGUUGUUGGUUGAAUUCCCAGCCACAGGUGGUGUGAUCACAUCCUGGCAAUUUCAGCCUGUGAAGCUGAUCCGAUAUAUAACAACUUUUGAUUACUUCCUGGCAGCCUGUGAGAUUAUCUUUUGUUUCUUUAUACUUUACUAUGUGGUGGAAGAGAUAUUGGAAAUUCGCAUUCACAAGCUACAGUAUUUCAGGAGUUUCUGGAAUUGUCUGGAUGUUGUGAUCAUUGUGCUGUCGAUAGUAGCUAUAGGAAUCAAUAUCUUCAGAACUUCAAGUGCAGAAAUGCUGGUAGAGUUUCUAGAAAAUCAGAAUACGUUCCCCAACUUUGAACAUCUGGCGUACUGGCAAAUAGAGUUCAACAAUGUAGCUGCUGUCAUGGUAUUUUUUGUUUGGAUUAAGCUCUUCAAAUUUAUCAACUUUAACAGGACCAUGAGCCAGCUCUCCACAACCAUGUCACGGUGUGCCAAAGACCUCUUCGGCUUUGCUAUUAUGUUCUUCAUCAUUUUUUUAGCUUACGCUCAGUUGGCAUAUCUUGUCUUUGGCACCCAGGUUGAUGACUUCAGCACUUUCCGAGAAU